This is a messenger RNA of Marasmius oreades (fairy-ring Marasmius), 2837 nucleotides long. RefSeq lists its product as uncharacterized. The record is from RefSeq and is a predicted model, not a curated record. Lineage: Eukaryota; Fungi; Basidiomycota; Agaricomycetes; Agaricales; Marasmiaceae. Gene Ontology annotation, molecular function: hydrolase activity. The transcript has 18 exons. Bases 103 to 2736 code for a protein of 877 amino acids.
ACGACUUCUCGAUCACGAUUCGCAGCAGACACGCGUCAUGCUUGCUACAGCACCCAUGCCCCUCUCUUCACCGCCAGUCUCCUUCUACAUACAACUCUCUAGAUGCCGGUCACCACAGUGUCUGCUGCUGUCCACAUAGCUCCAGUGGCUAUUCGGACAUUCUUUGGUCAUGGUAAACGAAAAGCCAUCAAGUUUCGGGACUCUGUUGAGGAAGAGGAAGCCACUGAUGAUAUAUUCUUUGACGAGGCAUUCCACAUAGUCAAGGCUUUUAUUGACAUGGGCACUCGUAACACCGUCGAGUCCUUGCAAGCAUUUACCAACACCCACAUACCUGCGCCAUACUGGGCUGCGGUUUCUGCUGUUCGUAUUCCGCUUAGGUCAUGUAAUGAAGCGGCCGACAUGCUCAUCGCUUGGUUUGGUCCUGAUGAACUUAAACUUGUCGUUGGUGGAGAGAGGUGGUGGCAAGUUCGUGGUCUAGAUGGUCUAGAUGCGGAAUGGAUUACAGAGAAGGCAUAUCUCAGUGAUGAAAUACGCCCCGUCAACUUUGGACGUAAAUUGACUGAAGACGAGGAAAGGUUACUCCGUAUGGAGGAACUUGACACGGUCAUGUUUUAUGUUCAUGGAGGCGGCUAUUUCUGGGGGUCUAUCAAUACUCACCGCUAUCAACUCAUCCGUUACGCCCGGAAACUCAAGGGACGGGUGUUCGCAGUGAAUUAUAGGAAGGCACCUCAAUAUCCAUGGCCAUGUCCGCUGCAGGAUGUGAUUGCUGCAUAUCUAUAUCUCAUACAACCGCCCAAGGAGGCCAUUCACAAGGCCAUUCCGCCAUCAAAGAUAGUUUUUGCCGGUGAUUCGGCGGGAGGCGGUAUCUGUCUGUCUGUUCUUGCUGUUCUACGCGAUACGGGUGCUCCAAUGCCGGCGGGCGCUGCCCUGAUCAGCCCUUGGGUUGACCUCACUCACAGUUUUCCCAGUGUCAUGAAGAACACGAAAACUGACAUCAUUCCCGAGCAUGGGUUCCUGGCUAAACCUUCAACCCUAUGGCCAAUUCAUCCUGUUGCACCUCCAGACGGAAGAAUUGGGCCCACGAAAUCCAUGCCACCACCGGAACCAGGCCAUGCUGACACCUUGCUACCAAGCGCGUCGAGAAUUGAGGUCGACGAAAAGAGUACUGACGAAGCGGAAUCCCGAGGUGUCAUCGUACCUCAGGAGCAAAUGUUGAAAGAGACAUCGCAAAAAAAUUACAAUGAAAUGGGACAGACGUACUCUAGCCGUACAGACGAGGAGGAAUACGACAUUGAUCGAUGGGAACCCAAGCUACCGAAGGUUCUGAUGGAGGAUGUAGAGGCUGUACCACUGGAGCUCCGGUCGCAAAUUCAGCUUUAUGCCACGAACGAGCAAUUAUCUCACCCACUCGUCUCGCCAAUCUUACAAUCAACUUUGGGUGGCCUACCCCCGCUAUAUAUCAUGGCAGGGGAUGGAGAGGUUCUGAGAGAUGAAAUAAUUUACCUCGCCCAUCGAGCGGCGUCUCCUCAACAGUAUCCAACACGGCGUGGUGUUUUACGUGACUGCAGGCGUCAGAAGGAAAAUGUUCAAAAAUUCUCGACUCCCACGAAAGUCCAUUUGCAAGUCUUUGACGGGAUGUGUCAUGUUCUGCCAGUUUUUAUGUUCACUCCGAGCGCCAAACAUGCUUAUCGCAGUAUCACGGCAUUCGCGCAACAUGUCACGACCUACCCUAACCAACUUCCAGAUCGUACUCCGUUCCUAGAGCUCUUCAGCCCUCCUUCACAAACUUCAAUUGACAGCAAAGUUGAGGACCAGCGGCGACCGGGAAAAUGGCAGGAGGACAGCGCUCAUCGACCAGGGCCUUCAGCUGUCCCGAGUGCCUCUCAUACGCUUUACGAGUCAGAAGCAAAAAUCGACAACGGCUCAGAGAAACCUCGCUCGUCGAACGCUUGCCCUCCCUCUGAUAAUGGUUCUGAAGCCGGUUUUGACGUGAUGAUGGUGCGAGAACGUGUCGAUAUCCGAGGUCGUGUACGCAGGAUGGAGCCGAAAUCAGAGAUGGCUGUUCUUCAAAUUAAACCAGGUGAAGUAGGGUUGAUCAAGGAGGCUCCAGCUAUUCGGUGGUUCAAAGGACAGGAGCAAUGGGACAAACGGUUCAGCAAGCGUGCCGAAACAGUGCUUAAGAAGAGAGCAACUCACGAGAAUAAGACUCGAAGGAUGAUUGAUCAUGCAAGACAGCAGGGGUUGACACUUUCAUACGAGGAAGAAAAGCCGCCAUUGCCUCAAUCCCAGUCCUUUACUAACGCCAGUAUACCGCAAAAGGUCAAUGACGGUGUUGUGCAGCAGGAUCGUCGGUGGGGUCCUUUGGAUCUUGACCAUGAGAAUCCUCCGCCGAGUGCGAUAGCGAAAAGACGUGACACGCCUGAAGCGUAUGCACUACUGAGGAAGCACAUCUAUCAUACCGCUCCUGUCACCCAUCGGUUGAUCCCUAGACUCAAAAUUUCCGAUGCGGUUAGGGCAGCCUUCGACCCCAAAGAUGACCCGAUCAAUCCUCCCAAGCAGUCAGUUUCAGAGCAACAAGUCAGGACUCAUAUCAUCCCAAUGCAUGGCUUGAAGAUGUGGGAUGUAAUUGUUCGGUACUUCAUGCGUGAAACUUCGAGGAAGGCCAUCAACUCCGUGAAAAAUAUGAGUGGCAAUGGAGACGAUACACUGGUGACAGGGACGGUCUCAACGAAGUGAAUUGUGAUGGGUUUCAAAGUUUUUUUUUAAUGCGGACAGAGUUCUACAUCGAAUACUCUAUUUAUGUGCUUAGCAUUGACGCGUAAUACAUAACUGUCGUC